Suncus etruscus (white-toothed pygmy shrew) is the source of this 495-nucleotide messenger RNA. RefSeq names its product high mobility group protein C-like. The transcript has a single exon. Lineage: Eukaryota; Metazoa; Chordata; Mammalia; Eulipotyphla; Soricidae. The record is from RefSeq and is a predicted model, not a curated record. Bases 1 to 495 code for a protein of 164 amino acids. Gene Ontology annotation, molecular function: DNA binding, bending.
AUGGCGGUAAGAAAAGGGUCCCCGGGCAGGCGCCAAGCCCAGCCUCGGUGCCAGGGACGCCGGCGAAGCCGACGGUCCAACCUGCGUCCUAAGAGGAAGAUAAACAACUACGCCUGCUUCGCCCGCGAGACGAGGAGCUACGACCCUUCAAUGGAAGGCCGGAAGAACAUCAAGGCUCCGAAAAGACCGAUGUCGGCCUUCCUGCUGUUUUGCCAGGAAUACCGCCCCCAGCUCCGGGCCGACCACCCCAACCUGUCCCUGGUGCAAGAGUCCCGCCGCCUCGGAGCCAUCUGGCGCGGGCUCGGCAAGAAGGAAUACGAGCGGUUCGCCAACUUGGCUGCUCAGCUGCGGAAAAAAUACCGCAAGGACAUGAAGAAAUACAAGAAGGCGGCUAAGAAGAUGUCUCUGCGCCGGGAGAGAGUGGCCGGGAAGCGGCGCCGGGAGGAGGUGGAAGAAGAAGACUCCGACGACUCGGAGGAAAGCAUGGAUGACUAG